Messenger RNA from Phyllostomus hastatus (greater spear-nosed bat), 6216 nucleotides. RefSeq names its product CBFA2/RUNX1 partner transcriptional co-repressor 2 (gene CBFA2T2). Bases 139 to 1920 code for a protein of 593 amino acids. Gene Ontology annotation, cellular component: nucleus. The transcript has 11 exons. Gene Ontology annotation, molecular function: transcription corepressor activity. Gene Ontology annotation, biological process: DNA-templated transcription; negative regulation of DNA-templated transcription. The record is from RefSeq and is a predicted model, not a curated record. Lineage: Eukaryota; Metazoa; Chordata; Mammalia; Chiroptera; Phyllostomidae.
CCUAACGGUGGUGGUACCAGCAACUGAAGCGGUUUCGCUGGGGUUGGCAAGCUCGGCGGUUACAGGUCCCGCGACGGUGUCUGUGAGCGACCCUGGCCACGGGCAGAGGCGAGGGGCUCACGACCAAGGCACUUGGCAAUGGUGGGCGUCCCUGGAGCGGCCGCCUUCCAGCUUGGUCCUGAGAAAAGGGUGCCAGCAAUGCCUGGAUCGCCUGUGGAAGUGAAGAUACAGUCAAGAUCCUCACCUCCCACCAUGCCACCCCUUCCACCAAUAAAUUCUGGAGGACCCAGGCCAGUGUCAUUUACUCCUACAGCAUUAAGCAAUGGAACCAACCAUUCUCCUCCUACCCUGAAUGGUGCCCCAUCACCACCACAGCGAUUCAGCAAUGGUCCUGCCUCUUCCACGUCAUCUGCACUAACAAAUCAACAAUUGCCAGCUACUUGUGGUGCUCGGCAGCUCAGCAAGUUAAAACGCUUCCUCACCACUCUGCAACAGUUUGGCAAUGACAUCUCACCUGAGAUUGGGGAGAAAGUGCGGACUCUUGUUCUAGCGCUGGUGAACUCAACAGUAACAAUUGAAGAAUUCCAUUGCAAGCUCCAAGAAGCUACAAACUUUCCUCUUCGUCCUUUUGUGAUUCCAUUCCUCAAGGCCAACCUGCCCCUGCUGCAGCGAGAACUGCUGCACUGUGCACGGGCCGCCAAGCAGACCCCAUCCCAGUACCUGGCUCAGCACGAACACCUUCUGCUCAACACAAGUAUCGCCUCACCUGCUGACUCCUCUGAGCUGCUCAUGGAAGUGCAUGGAAAUGGCAAGAGGCCCAGUCCAGAAAGGAGGGAAGAAAGCAGUUUUGAAAGAGAUCCAAUUCCUCCGGAGCCUCCCGCCAAGAGAGUGUGCACAAUCAGCCCUGCUCCUCGGCACAGUCCUGCCCUCACUGUGCCCCUUAUCAAUCCCGGGGGCCAGUUCCACCCCACACCUCCACCUCUUCAGCACUACACCUUAGAGGAUAUCGCAACUUCCCACCUGUAUCGAGAACCCAACAAGAUGCUAGAACACCGAGAAGUUCGUGAUAGACACCACAAUCUUAGUCUAAAUGGAGGCUAUCAAGAUGAGUUGGUAGACCACCGUUUGACAGAAAGGGAAUGGGCUGAUGAAUGGAAACAUCUUGAUCAUGCCCUGAACUGCAUCAUGGAAAUGGUAGAGAAGACGAGGCGCUCCAUGGCAGUUCUGCGGCGCUGCCAGGAAUCAGAUCGUGAGGAACUCAACUACUGGAAAAGACGAUACAAUGAAAACACAGAGAUGAGGAAGACAGGGAGCGAACUGGCCUCCAGGCAGCACAGUCCUGGGAGCGCAGACUCUCUCAGCAAUGAGUCACAGCGGGAAUUCAGCAGCAGGCCAGCGGCAGGAUAUGUGCCCGUGGAGUUUUGGAAGAAAACUGAAGAAGCUGUGAAUAAGGUGAAAAUUCAGGCCAUGUCAGAAGUACAGAAAGCCGUCGCCGAGGCAGAGCAAAAAGCCUUUGAAGUGAUUGCAACAGAGAGAGCUCGGAUGGAGCAAACCAUAGCUGACGUCAAACGGCAGGCCGCGGAGGACGCCUUCCUCGUCAUAAACGAGCAGGAGGAGUCCACGGAGAACUGCUGGAACUGUGGCCGCAAAGCCAGCGAGACCUGCAGCGGCUGCAACAUCGCACGGUACUGCGGCUCCUUCUGCCAGCAUAAGGACUGGGAGCGGCACCACCGCCUCUGUGGCCAGAACCUGCAUGGCCAGAGCCCUCACGGCCAGAGCCGGCCGCUGCUUCCUGGGGGGAGGUCGGCCAGGUCUGCCGAUUGCAGCGUUCCGAGCCCCGCCCUGGACAAGACCUCAGCAACCACCUCGCGUUCCUCAACGCCUGCCUCUGUGACAGCCAUUGACACCAAUGGACUCUGAGCCCCGGGCCCGCUUCCCCCUGAUGACCUCACAACACAAAGGCUGGCUGUUUGGACCAGCACAGGUAGCUGCUGGGUCAUCAGUAAGAAGUGAAGUGGAGGCGCAAACAGUCCCAGCCCGGCAAACACCGCGCCACAGCCUCUGCAGACAUUUGCCCAGUUUCCCAUCUGUGUUCUUGGGGCAGCUGGUGUGUGUUCUCUCUGCACACAGGCAGCUGGCAGAGUUGCCUCCUCCAGGGCUUUCUGGUUUGCUCCUCUCCCCCUGGAGCUGGCAUGGCCGGCCUCUUUUCAGUGUAGACCACCAGCUCCCCUCGCUGCCUCUUGGGGCAGCGGACUGUCCAAGGUGCCCAGCCAGGCUGGAGGCAGCUCGCCCCACACAGUCUCCUACCCCACUGUCCCCCCGAGAGGCCUGGAGGCUGACAGCAGGCCGUGGAGAGGUCCCCCUGACGGGGAUGGACCCUCAGACUCCCAGCAGCUCGGAUGAGCCCCAGUCCCGCCCUCAGCAGAUGCCACGGGACUUGGGGGAGCAAAGAGCGACACUCAGGACUCCCUGGACCCUGCUGUGCAGACUCUUUACGAUUCUCAGAAACCACAGGAAAGUCACCGUUUCAGUGAAAGUACCCAUAACAAUAAAAAAUGAAUGAAACUUCCACCAAGCAUCACAGAGAAUUUGGGGCAAGAUUUUCCAGCCUGGCUGGAUGCUUUCGUUUGGGACCCAGUGUUCUCUCUCGUUUGGUUUUGCUUGUGCAGAAAAUAGUCUCCAGCGCAUGGAUUGGUCUGAGGGAGAACGAGACGCAACUGUGGACGGCCAGUCUGUUCUCUCUGCGCAUGUCGGCCAACUUCUGUCGUCGAGUCACUGAAUGGACCACCCAUCGGAAAUGCAGACCCUUCCGUCACCACCUGGCUGUUUGCACAGUCGUUCUGUGUCCUUUAAUCAGAACACGCGUGUCCAAAUCAUUGUGCAGAUCUCUUCCCGGGGUCUCUGGUGCCUCGCAGGCCGCAGCUGCCCCAUAAGACAUGAUGUGGUGUGACUGGGCGGUCACUUCCGAGCAGCCCUCCGGGACCCGGAGGAAUUCUCCAGAGCUCGUGGCUUCUCGCCACUGUACACAGUGCGUCGGUUUAUUGUCGGGCAGACGGUCUCAGAUUCCCUCGUGUGUUUGAUGUUGAUGAGCACCCUCUUCGAGCUAAGAAAUGUGAAAUGUGAGAACUGUUUGGAGAGAGCCUGACCAAUUUUCUUCCCGUCUUAGGGAGUUUUCCAGCUGCUGACCUGGCUCCACAUAAGACAUCGCCCAAACCCCUUUUGAAAUAUUAAAAACUGCCACACACAUUUCCCCCUGCCAUUCGGGUUUCGUGGGGAGCCCAAGGACCCUGACCUUUCCAUCACCUCCACACCUCCAGCACCCUCUCUCCCACGGGAUCAGUCAGGGUGAGUGGGUUCACCCCGCUCCCGUGGGCACCCGAAAUCCCGGCUUUAGGCGGCCACUGCUGUGCGUGACGGGAGUCGGGAAAGCCCGGUCCUGUGACGGGGCGUGGUCGGCACAGGCAGCAUUGUCCUUCUGUUUGGCGUAUCUUUCUUUACGAGUGUUUACUCCUUGGUUUACCUUACCCAAGGGUUUUCUGUCUGCUAAAGAAACUCAGUACAAGACACCUUUAAACGCCUGUGUUUCCACUGCCCACGGGGAAGGGUGCCCAGAGAGGAGCGGCAGGGCAGCGCUGCGUUCCCUUGGAGCCCCUGGAGCUGCGGGCGUGGGCGUGGGCGGGCGUUGCAGCUGGAACAGGGACGAAGUCAGCGCCCGGACAGGACCUGCCCGCACUUGUGUUAAGAUGCGGAACCUCCCAUAAGGAGGUCAGGGAGCCUGUAGGUCAGCUACGGCAAGGCCAUGUGGUGUCCAUGGGGUCCGUCUGCAGCUCGCGCGUGUCUUUUUGGCAAGUCAGACGAACACCCAGGCAGGUUCUUCAGUGGCCGCAAGACUAGUCAGGGUAGCUCUGGUUUUUUCCUGGAAUAAGGACCCCAAACCAACAAAAUACUGUUCAUCAGACCUUGAUGUCACUUUUUUAAGUUAAGGUUUGAGUUUAGUUGUGCAGGUCCUGGCUGGCUCUGGGCCCUGGUUCCAACGAUGCUGUUUGUCACGGCUGCUCGGGUGCUCCCCGGAGUCCGGGCUGGAAGAAACCCUGGGCCCUGUCUCCGGCUGCAGUUCGGUUCACAGGCCUGCCGCCGUGUUCUUUUUGUCAGUUCCACACAUAGGUCGCAGGUGUCUGCCAAGACUUCGUGUCUAAAUGCAAAGAGUCCCUUUCUCUAGCUCCCUCCUUUCUGAAAUUCUCCAGCUGUCUGGCCGGGAGGAGGAAGGGCAGAGUCUUGGGGUGGGGUGAGUCACAGUGCCCCACUUGUUUCCCGUUCCUGCUGACGCCACCCCCGCUACCAGGCUGGGGGUGCACGGCCAGGCGUCCCACUUUCAUGUAGUUGAAUUUUAAAUAAUCAGGCUGCUUAGAGGACCCACUUUUAUAGUCGGUAUUUGGGGGGACAAAGUAGAAGGGUUAGAGUGAUGAUACUGAAGGUGUCAGGGCUGUCACAGGCUCUUCGAUGGCACCCUGGGAAUCAAAAGCAGAUGUGACUCGAGCCUGCCCAGCCGUCAGGGCAGAUCAGGAGGACGAGGCUGGUGGUCAGCAUCACCCACUGAGGGGCUGACGAGUGACUGGAUGGCACUGUCCUGCCCAGUGAGGAGUGGUUGCGGGAACCGGAGAAGACCACACGCGGCCAGCGUGGAAGGCGUCUUUAAGUACGUUCCAAGGGAUACUUGAGGGCCGGAUCCUCACGUCUCCAGUCGUCCUCUAGGUCUCCACUGCCUGCAGCUCACCCGACUCGAUCCACCAAUGAAAAUUGACUCUGGAAGAAGUUUGUUAAUUCCACCUGCUCAGAGAUGGCCCUUCUACCCUAAUGAGGUGUGAGCACUCUACUCUGGAGGGCCCUGCAGCUCCAGGGGUCACACGGCCCUGAGGUCACAGAGUGAGUGGAUCUUUCCUUGGACGGGGCCGAGUCGUGUGUGUGGGAGUCAAUGGCUCUGAGUCUGGAAACGGGACACAUCUGCCCAGCAUCAGUGUGCCCUCCGCCUGCUGAUGCUCUUUGCCCAUCCAGGCUGGUUAGUCUAGCAGGAGCUUGUCACUUCUCGGUGUCAGUUGAUGUGAGUUGAGCAUCUUCAGUUACUAGACAGGAAAUCACUUUGUACGGCCUUGUUCCAAAGUCAGAUCUAUACCCAGUGCUGCCACCCGCUUGCAAAGGGUGCAGACCUUGUUCUGGGAGUUCCAGAAAAAUAGCAAGUGGAUUUGCAGGUUCAGCAACACAAACUGGAAUUAUGGUAGUGAAUUCUUCAGAGUGAAAUCAUAGGCAAUGAGCAGGUGGCUGCUGGGGAAGGGACUGUGGACUGAAUAAAUCAUUUAUAAUAGAACACAUUGUGGAGGCUUUCUUCGGAACUGAGUUUUAGACUCCCAGGUCAGUAGACCAAGUCAACUUUCUUAAACUGAUUACUAUAAUUUUUUAGCUAUUUGCAGAGAACUGGGUGGUGGUGUGUUUGAACCAAAUGUAAGAAAAGCUAGAGGAGCCUGGGCUGUUGCAGCAUGGGCCGGCCGGCCAGCUGUCAGGAGGAGUCCUGCCCAGGGCGGCGUGGGGCGCUGGGCGUCUACUUCUUGUGAAACCAAAACGCUGACUCCCUGCCUCCUUGCCCGCAUGCAUCGACAUGCUCAUUUCCAAAGACCGUGGUGCAGGUGACCUCUUCCGCCCAGAGCCAGGAGCAGGUUAGGAGGUCUGAGGGCGGCGGGCCUCGCAGGCCCCCUUCCCUUCAAGCUGCAGAGACUGUGCUCCCUCUGCAGACCGCCUGGCCAGACCCAAGACCGCCCAGUGCACACUCAUUGAUGCUUAUACCAAAUAGGGCGUGUGCGGCUGGGGCUGGCGGGGACCGCCCCGUCUCCGCGGUGGAGUUGGCAGAGAAGCAGCAAUAAGCAUUAGGCGAGCGAGCGAAAGUGCUGUGGGGCUCAGAGGCCUUCAGUCCACUUUCGCACCUUUCCAAGUUCCCGAGGAGGCUACAAAAGCUCCGUUUAUAAAAGAAAGCCAAUAAUGUAAAUAAAUUUAAAAACAGCCUCCAAGCAUGAUUUUUAAAGGGAGAUGAUGAAUGUGAAACCACCCACAGGAUGCGGUCGAGUCUGGUUUUUCUGUGCUUUGUCAUUUCUAUGAUAGGAACUUUUGUUACUUAACUCUGUGCAUAACUUAUUUAAUGUACUGUAUAAAUGAACCAAAACUGGUAAA